AUGGGUCCAGGAUCUCCAUUAGAUUAUCCUGAAUUAAGAAUUAAUAAUCUUGCAGCAUUAAAUGAUAAUCCAUUUUAUAAUCAAGAUGAUAAUCAAGUUGAACCAAAUGUCGAAGAACCUCCAACUCAAUACAUGACUAUACAUUCUUUGAAAUGUAGUGGAAGCCAAGGAUAUAGAUAUUGUAAUAAAUGUUCAGUAUGGAAACCUGAUCGUAGUCAUCAUUGUUCAUCUUCAGGAAAAUGUAUAUUAAAAAUGGAUCAUUAUUGCCCUUGGUUUUCAACUUGUAUUGGAUAUUUUAAUUAUAAAUUCUUUGUUCAAUUUUUGGUCUAUGUGGCCAUAUAUUGUGGAUUUGUAUUUGCUGUUAGUUUUGCAAUUGUUUAUAAUUUUAUAUUUGAAGAGAAAUAUCAAGAACAAUUCCUUUCAAUCAAUUUGAUUAUCCUUUGUGUAUUAGGGAUUGCAAUGGGUUUAUCCGUGGGAGUAUUCGCGGGAUUCCUGAUUUAUUUAACUUUGAAUAAUUUGACUACAAUUGAAUUUCAAGAAAGAAGAUGGAAUUAUCAUGGUAUAAAUGAUAGUUUUACAUAUUCAUUUGAUCAAACUGGUAAUACUAAAAAAGUAACAAAUAUUUAUGACUUGGGAAUAGUUGAAAAUUGGAAACUGGUAAUGGGACCAAAUUUAUUAACUUGGUUAUUACCUAUAAAUGUAACUAAUAAAUCAUUGCUAAGUAAAGAGUUUAAUAAUGGAGUUAAUUUUAGAGUUAAUGAAGAAUCUUAUGCUAGAUGGUGUCAAAAUGCUGAAUUACAAGAGCAAUUAAAUCAACAAUUACGAGAUUAUAAGAAUAGAUUAAGAAGAGAUCGUACCCAGUAA
This is a messenger RNA of Hemisphaericaspora subhashii, 864 nucleotides long. RefSeq names its product palmitoyltransferase. Gene Ontology annotation, biological process: peptidyl-L-cysteine S-palmitoylation; protein targeting to membrane. The record is from RefSeq and is a predicted model, not a curated record. Gene Ontology annotation, molecular function: protein-cysteine S-palmitoyltransferase activity. The transcript has a single exon. Gene Ontology annotation, cellular component: endoplasmic reticulum; Golgi apparatus. Bases 1 to 864 code for a protein of 287 amino acids. Lineage: Eukaryota; Fungi; Ascomycota; Pichiomycetes; Serinales; Debaryomycetaceae.